This is a messenger RNA of Glycine soja, 558 nucleotides long. Its product is annotated as heavy metal-associated isoprenylated plant protein 3-like. Lineage: Eukaryota; Viridiplantae; Streptophyta; Magnoliopsida; Fabales; Fabaceae. Bases 116 to 508 code for a protein of 130 amino acids. The record is from RefSeq and is a predicted model, not a curated record. Gene Ontology annotation, molecular function: metal ion binding. The transcript is spliced from 2 exons.
GGCAGUACUGAAGGUGACGGCGCUUUGCCCAUGCCAGGGUUGCAGCGAUAGGGUUCGCAGGGCGGUGUUGAAGACAAAAGGGGUUAAAGACGUGGGUAUAGAUAGAGAGAAGGGGAUGGUGAUGGUGAAGGGAACGAUGGAUGUAACAGCUUUGGCAAAGAAGUUGAAGGAGAAGUUUAAGAGGAAUGUUGAGGUGGUACCUCCCAAGAAGGAGAAAGAGAAGGGGAAGGAAAAGGAAAGCGAUGAGAAAGGGGAGAAUGGCUCUGCCAAGAAGAAGAAAAAGGGUGACAAUGGCCAUGGCGGCGGCAAAGGAAACACUGAUAAGGAUAAUGAGAGUGGUGGUGAUAAUUGCCAGGGGAAAAUGGACCAGAACAUUGUCAGCUAUAUGGUACCUGCAUAUGGUUAUGGUUAUGGUUAUGGUGAAUACUCUAAUAACUACAUGGGGCAAUAUCAUCCUGUGUCGCAGAUGUUCAGCGACGAAAAUCCCUAUGCUUGUCACAUUAUGUGAGGCUUUGAGUUUAUGAUGAUUUGACGAUACUCGGCAAUAGAGGAUUUGAU